AAUAUCUUGUAGACAUAUAUACCAGAAAUCAGCUUAGUAUUUUUUAUCCUAUUUAUCCCAGCCAGGCCCUUUCAACAUAAAUUUUACGAAAAAUAGCUAUCCUUCGUAUGUAAACAACAUGGCUGCCCAGUGACAUUCCAUACUGAAUAGUUUAUAAUUAAAUUGCAUAUUUUAUACUUUGUGAGAUAAACGUUUUUAAAAGAUUGUCUCAAAGAAUAUUGUACAAUCAGAAGUAACCAUGGCAACAGGCACACCAUCUCCAACACCUUCAGAAGACAACAGGAAAAACAAUAGAGAUGAUACCAUGUACAGUGCCCUUGAUAAGGUCAUGGGAAAUUCUGUGCAAAGUUAUGAGGACUUUCUAAACAGCUUUACUUUCCUUAAAACAGGUAUGCAGGAGAAACAAGUUGUCAAGAAAGAGCAAGUUGAUAAAAGUUCAGAUAAAAGAAACAAAACUAGACUGUUGAAAAACAAUGAAAAUGCACCCGAUCUAGUGAGUGAAUCAAAGGCAAGAAUUAAAGACUCACCUGUCAAGGUACCAGAAUCACAAGAUAUCGAAGAAGAGAUUUUAUGUGAAGGGGACACAACUAGUAGAAUAAACAAGACAAAAGUCAUCAAAACAGGCUCAUUGGUCAAGUUUGACAAUUUUGUUGAUCCUGUUGCCGAUGGUGAUGAAGAUGAUAUUGAUGACAUUGAAGAUAUGUCUACACAAAGUUAUUCAGCCAGUUUCAGUUCAGGAAUCUCCACUAGAAACAGUGCUGCCAGAGAAAUGGUUAAUAUUGUUCCUGAAACAGUUCAAACAGUCCAAGCUAGUUCAAACAGUUUCAAUGAUGAUGGUGAUGUCACAGACAUGCUCAAUACACACUUGUCUUUAGAUGAAAAUUCAACUGAUAAAUUAUUAUUAAAUUUUCUUGCUGAUUUACAAAAUGAAAAAAAUGAGCAGACACCUGGCAAUACAUCACAAUUAGAAGCUGCAAGUUCUGAAAUGGACAUAGAAAACUUCUUACAUAAAAAUAAAGAACCUAAAAAACAGCAUACUCCAGAGGUGAAAGAAGCUAGUACAGAAUCUGAAGAUGUAAAUUUUAACAGUGAUGAUGAUGAUAAUGAUGCUAUUGAUUUAUUGUGUGAUGACUCAGAGACUAAUGAUGUUAAAGUGAAAAUAACUGAAGAGGAUUUUAAGACAAUGAAAGUACCAGAUCAAAAGGUGAAAGCAAGAUUAGAUGAUAUAUACAGGAGCAGUUUACGAGAUUCUGAAGGUAAUGUGCAGAUUGUGAAGGCAAAUGAAAACACAUGUAUAGAAGAACAUGGGGCAGUUGAUUUUGAUAAACUUGUGUUUCCUGGUCAAGUAGAAGAGAGAAAUGAUGAACCUGGUGUUGAGAAUGACAGAUUACUGGACUUUAAGGCAACUUUCAGAGAAUCAUCAGUGAACUCUGACAUACAGGUAAUACAGGUAGAGAGCACAGAUCUUGUCCAGCCAUUCAAACUAGAUGAAGAUUUUGACUAUGAUAAUGUAGUGCUUACUCCAAAAUUUAGUUCCGAGGAUCUUCGACAGAUAAAACUGACUGUAAAAUCUCAAACUGCAGUCAUGUGAUCAUUUUUGUAUGUUCAUGUUAAACAUAAGUGUACAUUCCAGUUUUGACUCAUUUUUGUUGCGUCAUUAUCUCCCUUUUUGACAUCUAGUUUAUUAAGUUUAUUUCUGUCAAAACAUGUGUUUUUAUUUAUUAAUUUAUUUAUAACUGUCAUAUUGUUAGAGUUUUCUUUCAGUUUCAUAUUAUCAUAAAUAUUUUCUAUUUUUGAAUUAAAUUUUAAGUAUGCAACUUUUCAUAGGAUAUUCAUGUGUUUUCUUCUUCCAAAGAAUUUGAUUUUAUGUAAACUAAGUGCUUGUUGGUACUGGAAUAGCCCUAAUAACUGUGAUUCAGGUACAUGGUAAAAAUAUGUUUGGAACAUUGUUUUCACAUUUACAUCUCUGUGAAACAUUUGCAGGAGCUAGUUAGGUUAAAGACAUUAUUGUUAUAAUGCAGUCAUUCUUAAAUUGACUAAAAUGACAUUUCAGAUGGCUUAAUCAAUACCAGAUGAUUUUUUGCAGCACGGGUAAAACUAACAGAAACACCAGUUACAAGAAAUCAAUAGAUAGUAGCAUGUUAGUCUAUUCAUCAUAUAACUCCUAUAAAUUAUACAAUUAAAAAUAUUACUUAAAAUGAAGGAAAAGAAA
Messenger RNA from Ruditapes philippinarum (Manila clam), 2212 nucleotides. RefSeq lists its product as uncharacterized. Lineage: Eukaryota; Metazoa; Mollusca; Bivalvia; Venerida; Veneridae. Gene Ontology annotation, molecular function: intraciliary transport particle A binding. The record is from RefSeq and is a predicted model, not a curated record. Bases 239 to 1591 code for a protein of 450 amino acids. The transcript is spliced from 7 exons. Gene Ontology annotation, biological process: acrosome reaction; spermatogenesis. Gene Ontology annotation, cellular component: 9+0 non-motile cilium; cytosol.